AUGUACCCAAUGGAGAGGUUUUUAGGAACACUUAAAUCUUAUGUUUCUAAUAAGGCCCGUGCCGAGGGAUCCAUUGCUGAAAGGUAUAUAGCGAAAGAAUGUUCGGAUUUCUGUUCUAGAUAUCUUAAAGGUGUUGAAACCCAAGCAAAUAGGCUAGAUAGAAAUGAUGACGGGUUAGACGAUUUGAAUUACAAGGGGUUUGAUGUUUUCCGCUACAAAGGUAGAUGUAUUGGUGCUGCAAACUACGACCCUAUAGAGCAGGCUGAUUUCCAUAAGAUCCAAUGGUAUGUCUUCACCAAUUGUGAUGAAAUUGAACAAAAAUUAAAGUAA
Linum trigynum is the source of this 330-nucleotide messenger RNA. Lineage: Eukaryota; Viridiplantae; Streptophyta; Magnoliopsida; Malpighiales; Linaceae. The record is from the annotation of a GenBank genome assembly.